CAAGUGGCCUUCUAUUGGCCCGGCUGCUCCCGGCAGCCGACUGCUUCAGCCGCAAGCAGGGGGCGGUACAAGAUCACACCGUCUUGGUCCUUCUCCCUGUGGCCGGGCUCAGCGGGGCGAGGCUUACUCCUCCUCCAGGAGGAAUAAAAAUCGCAUCCUCUGAGGAUUCAUGAGAAAGCUGCCCAUCUUCGAGUGCGGGGAACGGGCUGCGAAUGGGGCAGGGUGAGCGCACGUGGAGCGUGUUUACAAACAGCUGUUGCUCCCUCCUCGCGGAGGCGGCCCGGACGCCGGCGCUUCUCAGUCGGCCCCCCAGGAACCCCGCACGCUCCCGCCGGACUCCCUGGCCUCCCGCCGGGACAGGACUAGCCGGAGUUCUCAGUAUGAACAACGCAAAGUCGAGCAGCGGUUCGGCUGAAGGAAGACAUGAAAAAGAUAGUGGCAGUGCCAGUAAACGAGCAGAGGGAUUCUACCUAUAAAAAGUUAUUUGGAGUCAGUCUCCAAGAACUUCAACAGCAGGGGCUCACUGAGAAUGGCAUUCCAGCUAUAGUAUGGAAUAUAGUGGAGUAUUUGACACAGCAUGGACUCACCCAGGAAGGCCUUUUUAGGGUGAAUGGUAAUGUGAAGGUGGUGGAACAACUUCGAUUGAAGUAUGAAAGUGGACUGCAUGUGGAGCUUGGGAAAGAUGGCGACAUCUGCUCAGCGGCCAGUCUGUUGAAACUGUUCCUGAGGGAGCUGCCCGAGAGUGUGAUCACCUCAGCGUUACAUCCUCGGUUCAUUGAGCUAUUUCAGGAUGGCAGAAGUGAUGCUCAAGAGAGUAGCUUAAGAGACUUAAUAAAUGAGCUUCCAGAAACCCACUACUGCCUCCUGAAGUACCUGUGCCAGUUCUUGUUGAAAGUAGCCCAGCAUCACCUGCAGAAUCGCAUGAGUGUUCACAAUCUCGCCACUGUAUUUGGACCAAAUUGCUUUCAUGUACCACCUGGAUUUGAAGGCAUGAAAGAACAAGACCUCUGCAAUAAGAUAUUGGCUAAAAUACUAGAAAAUUAUAAUACUCUGUUUGAAGUAGAGUAUACAGAAUAUGAUAACCGGAAGUGUGAAAACCUGGCUAGGCUUAUCAUAGUAAAAGAGGCCAGUUGUAAGAACUCUCUGCCCAUGGUUCCAUCAAAAGACUUAGAAAGAAGCAUGCAAAAACCAUCUCCAAGAAUCAAGAUCCCAAAGUCCAGGAGUGAGGGAUGUAUUCAGGCCCACAGGGUACCACAACCAGAGCUAUCUGAUGGUAUUCCUCAGGUCAGCCUGCAGCUAACUCGUAGAAAACCCUGCUUGGAUGACAUGAAUUUAGUGGAGGAAGCCAGUGGUGCCAAGUUGGUAGCCAGUUCACAGGAAGAUGAAAGACCUAUGUCACCUUUCUAUCUGAGUGCUCAUGUGUCUCAAGUCAGCAAUGUGUCGACAACCGGAGAACUCAUAGAAAGAACUAUCCGGUCAGCCUGUAGAACAGCAUCUUUUGAUGUUAAUAGCUCUGGAGGUCAAAGUUCAGAGGACUCAGAAUCUGGAACAUCAUCAGCACCUUCCACAACAUCUACCAGACAGAGACGACGCCAACCCAAGGAGCAGGAUGAAGUCAGAAGAGCCAGAGAUAUGGGACUUGUCAACAAAGAAAAUAUCCCCUCUGGGUUCAACAACCUUGAUGACUGUAUUUUGAAUGUUCAGGAAGUGGAAAAAUUACAUGAAAGUAGUUCUGGUUAUAUUGAAGAAAGGAGCAAACCUAAACGCCAGAAAUCCAGUACCAAAUUUUCUAAGCUCAAUGAAAUUCAAGAUGGUCUUGUGAAUAUGGAAAGUCUUCAUUCACCACAAUCUCAUGAAAGUACUGGACCUGAUGAUGAACUGAUAUCUGAUGAAGGCAAAGAAAAUGAAAAAGAUGGCAUGUGUGCCCAGCAUUCUGAGAGCUCUACAAUGAAGAUUCAGGAGCAUCCCAGCAUACCUGACUCUAAGCUGCAGAGGAACCAAGAUGCCGAUGACCAGGCAGAGAGCUUUGUCUCCGAAGUGCCCCAGUUGGACCUGACAGCAUUGUGUGAUGAGAAGAACUGGGAAGAGCCUGUCCCUACUUUCUCCUCUUGGCAGCGGGAGACCAUAGACUCCGAUGAAGCCCGCCUCUCCCCGCAGGCGGGGCGCCUGAUUCGGCAGCUUCUCGAUGAGGACAGCGACCCCAUGCUCUCUCCCCGGUUCUACGCUUACGGGCAGAGUCGGCAAUACCUGGAUGACACGGAAGUGCCUCCCUCUCCUCCAAAUUCCCACUCUUUCAUGAGGCGUCGGAGCUCCUCUCUGGGGUCCUACGAUGAUGAGCGAGAGGACCUGACACCUGCCCAGCUCACACGGAAGAUUCAAAGCCUUAAAAAGAAGAUCCGGAAGUUUGAAGACAGAUUUGAAGAAGAGAGGAAGUACAGACCUUCCCAUAGUGACAAAGCAGCCAAUCCAGAGGUACUGAAAUGGACAAAUGACCUUGCGAAAUUCCGAAAACAACUUAAAGAGUCAAGACUAAAGAUAUCUGAAGAAGACCUAACCCCCAGGAUGCGGCAGCGAAGUAACACACUCCCCAAGAGUUUCGGUUCCCAACUUGAGAAAGAAGAUGAGAAGAAGCAAGAACUGGUAGAUAAAGCAAUAAAGCCUAGCGUUGAAGCCACACUGGAAUCUAUCCAAAGGAAGCUCCAGGAGAAGCGGGCAGAAAGCUGCCGUCCUGAGGACAUUAAGGAUAUGACCAAAGACCAGAUUGCUAAUGAGAAAGUGGCUCUGCAGAAAGCUCUAUUAUAUUACGAAAGCGUUCAUGGACGGCCGGUAACAAAGAAUGAACGUCAGGUUAUGAAGCCACUGUAUGACAGAUACCGGUUGGUCAAACAGAUCCUGUCCCGAGCCAACACCAUACCCAUCAUUGGAUCCCCCUCCAGCAAGCGGAGAAGCCCUUUGCUGCAGCCAAUUAUCGAGGGUGAAACUGCUUCCUUCUUCAAGGAGAUAAAGGAAGAAGAGGAGGGUUCAGAAGAUGACAGCAGCAUGAAGCCAGGCUUCACAGUCACUCUGAAAACUGAUUUCAGUGCACGUUGCCUUCUGGACCAAUUUGAAGAUGAUGCUGAUGGGUUCAUUUCCCCAAUGGAUGAUAAAAUGCCAUCAAAAUGCAGCCAGGACACAGGGCUUUCAACUCUCCAUGCUGCUUCAAUACCUGAACUCCUGGAACACCUUCAGGAAAUGCGAGAAGAAAAGAAAAGGAUUCGAAAGAAACUUCAUGAUUUUGAAGACAAUUUUUUCAGACAAAAUGGAAGAAAUGUCCAGAAGGAAGACCGCACUCCUCUGGCUGAAGAAUACAACGAGUACAAGCACAUAAAGGCAAAACUAAGGCUCUUGGAGGUGCUCAUCAGCAAGAGAGACACUGAUUCCAAAUCCAUGUGAGGAGGCAGCCCCCAUGCGAGCAGAGGUGGCUGGGUGGAUGCAGGCUGCAUUUACCAGCUGCCUCCUUGGAUAAAUAGCAGCUCUGCAGAAAUGGGAGGCAGUCUUGAAACUAGGGUUGGAUGGUACAAGGAAGACUUUCCAGGACGUGCAAAGCAUGCAGACCUCUGCCUCCAGGCCCAGCUCCUGUUUCCAUGGCCUGCCUGCCUUAGAGACUGCCUAGAUGGAAGACGGCAACCUGAACUGACUUAGGAAUUCUGUAAUGGCAAAGUCAGUAUUCCUGCACACACCCACACACACACAUCUAUACACACACACUAUAGUGGAAGCUUUGCUAACACUAGCAGUGAAGAAUCACUACAUUUAGACACAUUCAUCUACAGAGAAUAUAUACACUGUUCUUCCCUGGAGAACUGGGAAACAUGAGACUAUUCUCUGUCUAACUGUGAUAAAAACAAGCUCAGGACUUCGCUAUGUAGAGCAAACUUGCUGUGGAAGUUUGUGUUUUCCUUGUACCCAUGUAAGUGUGACCAUGCACCUGAGGGCCCUAUUUGCUGCCUUUGGCCCUUCCCAGAGUUGCGCCUUCCCCCACUGGUGUGAAUUUGUUGUUUUCCCCUUCAGCUCUCCUGUAGAGGGAAGCUGCACGAAAUGGCAGUGUGAUCGUGUUUGAUCCGUGAGUCUUCAGGACUUCCUCAGCUGACAGAAAAUUUUGGUCCCUGCCUAGGACUGGAUAAUCUGCAGAGGACAGAGAUAUUAUAACAAGAGCUCCAUUAAUGCUGAUUUUUAAUCCAGGUAACAGGAUGAAGAGCCUAGAGGAUUCAUUCCUUAACAUUGACAGCACUCAUCAGUCUCAAAUUUUAGAAAGACAUUUAACGUCAAACACUAAGCAAGGCCAGCAUGUUCACGUCACCAUUUGGGGCUCGGUUUCAUUUUGACACUAGCCAAACAUAAAGGGUCUUGCUUCAUUCUUAGUCUAAAGGUAGAAUAUCAUGGGAGAAAGGGAGACUGUGCUCGUGGCCUCCUGCAUACUUACCACAGUUAAAAAAAAAAAAAAUUUAAAAAGAAGGAAACCUGCACUAAAAAUCCUCACAAUAUAGCCUUCAGAAGCUCAGCCCAAGGCAGAAUCUAAAUCACAUCAUUUCUGAGAUGAUGUUGAACAUUCAAAAGAGAAAAAAAAAUAAUGGUAUGUGGCCAAUUAUAACUUUUUCAAAAACUGUGUCACAAAGCUGUCUAUAUUAGACAUUUUGGAGGGACCAGGGAAUUUAGGGCACCGAAUCAUUCACCUCUUCAGUGUGCUAACAUCAUUCCGUGAUCUGUUGCUACUGUUUGACCUUCUACAUGUGCAUCGAGGAAUGUGCAUCCUCCUUCAGCCUGGCCACCCUGGGUGGGAAUCUUGAGGCCUAGCCAGUGUCUGCACACGGCAGCGCAGACUGUCACGAGAAGGCGUUCCAGCAGGUUCUGCCCGUUGAAGAGAAUGUUGCAGGACGAACAGCCAUCAGGCAUGCCCUCCUGUAUGUUUUGAGAGUUGCUUUCUAAAGUGUACCUUUAAAGAAAAAGAAGAAAAGGAAGAGAACCUAAAACUGUACUGACUCAUUGUCAGUUUCAAAAUGGGUUAUUGAGAAACUGGCUGGUCAGACUGGAUUUAUGGCAUCAUUUUUCCUUGAUGAAGUGAUGUAGCAGCUGCCCUCUGUCAGGGGAAAAUUGUUCAAGUCAGGGGUGAGGGAAAAAGAAGGCCUUUGAGUUUGCUCUUUAAAAAGAAUCAUACAGAAGCAUAAGCUUAGUGUUGGAAGUGCCCUGGUUUUAAUCCACACACUUAAAGACGGUACAUAGUACUACAAACUUAAAUGUACAUAAGAAUAUAGUUUGGUAUUCUUUGCUCUACUGUUUACAUUGCAGAUCAUUAUAAUUUCAAGGAGUUAUAUUAUAAAUAAAAUGAUGCACUUUAGGAUGUUUUCUACUUUUGAAAUCUGAACAUGAAUCAUACACAUGACAAAAAAAAUUGUAUUUUUUGAAAGAAAUACAUGUCUAGUCUGUCCUUUAUUAAUAUUCUCUUAAAUAAGCUAGAAUAUAAAUCAGAUCAUUACCAGUUAACUUUUAAAGCACAUCUGUUUAAGAAUAUGGUUUUGAAAAAAUAUGCUACAGAAUUGUUUUUAAAAGUUACAUAAAUGAGAAACUACUAAACAUUUUCAAAUCUAUUGUUUCUGCCAAAGAUAAAUUAACUAAAAGAUUUUAUUCAGGAAUCCCUAUUUAAAUUUCUAUGAGUGAAUAAAAGACAGCAAGAAUUGUAGUAAAAUAAUUUGUGUACAGAAUGUUGUUUUCCUUUGUAAUUACUAAUACCUGUAUACUUCAUAAAAUGGAGCCCAAAUUAAGGGGGAAAGAAACUGCUUACACCAGAUCCUAUUUGAAGACAUACUACUCUGUAGUUUCUGGUCCUGCCAGAAAUGCCGAGGCAGAUUUGUUUCCACAGCAACCACUUCUGCAGCCUAAGAUCUCAAGACACUAGAGGCAGUUUCUUAAUUGGCUUCAUGCAGAAAACUCUUGGGAACGUGUGUGCAUAUUAGCACAUGCCAACAAAAUAAAUGUCAAGGGUUAUUUAAUAACAAUUGUAAGUAAAUUAUAAGUUAAGGUGAAUAAAUGUGAUUUUAUGAUUUAUAAGCAUUAAAGAUGACAACGGCUUGUAAUUUUCACAACCACUUUUAUUAUGUUUACUAUGGAGAAAAUGUUGAAAUAGAUGUUUAUAUUAAGUAUGAUAUAAUUACUUUGCUUCCUCUUUGAAUCAUUUAGUUAGAAUUUCACUUUUUAAGAUAUGUAUGUACCAGGUUUCAAAUGAGGGCCUGCUUAGAAGUUUUUCAAGACCGCUUAAGUUUGUCCUGUUCUGGUAGAAGGAAGUCCACACAACCAGUUCAGGGAAAAUUUCUAUGAAAGACCAAACAAAUAUCAAACUGGAGGACUAAAAAUUUUUUUAAUUGAUAAUUACAAUGCAUUGUGCACUAAAAAAUAGCUAAGAUUUCUUCUGCUUCUCCUUGGUUGCCAGUUUAAAGUCAACAGAUUAUCAUUCAUUGCCACAGCAGGGCUUCACGAUGUCUCUGUAACAGUGUAGUUUUUGCUUUGUCUCAUUCUGAUGCAGUGCUUGCAUGGCAACGGAAGAGCCUCCUGCAAAAAAAAAAAAAAAAGCCAGAUGUGCC
Messenger RNA from Choloepus didactylus (southern two-toed sloth), 6614 nucleotides. It is a transcript of the gene FAM13A, whose product is annotated as family with sequence similarity 13 member A. Gene Ontology annotation, biological process: signal transduction. The transcript is spliced from 24 exons. The record is from RefSeq and is a predicted model, not a curated record. The coding region runs from base 424 to 3432 and encodes 1002 amino acids. Lineage: Eukaryota; Metazoa; Chordata; Mammalia; Pilosa; Megalonychidae.